Molecule: messenger RNA, 1262 nt
Organism: Xylaria bambusicola
Lineage: Eukaryota; Fungi; Ascomycota; Sordariomycetes; Xylariales; Xylariaceae
Exons: 3
Coding region: 401-856 (151 amino acids)
Source: RefSeq, a predicted model, not a curated record
CCCAAGUGCUCAUCACGUCACUUUGUCUCUGAGCAAAUGCUAGCCAUUAUUCUCGUUGAUAAUUAACGAGUAUGGGGUCUGAAACAUAAGCGGAGGAUCUCUAUUCGGGAAGCCAAUCUACUAUCCGAAACGUGGUACAGGAUAUGGGAAUCGAAAGCUUCAGUUUAUGUCUGAGGCGACAUGUUGCUCUGUCUACAAAUGAUGGCAGGUGCGACCACGAGGUGGUUGGUUGUGAUGGCGACGGUAGGCGACGAUGUCACCAACAAAUUUUGCAAAACGCGUUUGAUAAAGAUAUAAAGUCAGCCUUAGCAUCUCUCUCCUUUGAUGUGUCAAAUACCUCACGUAUUUCGUCAAGAAAUCACAGCUAUUGAAGGACUCAGAUGAACACCUGGCUACUGCAAUGCCUGAGACUCCAUGGCACGUCAUCUGCUGGGAGGGUAAUGCAGCGCCAGAAGUCCAGGUAUCGAGGCUACCAGCGACUCAACACCCGUACUCAUUCAAGGUCCUCGUGCCACACGAUAAAAUCAUCCAGCAUACAAAGACCAAGGUGAAGCACGGCAGGGUAGAGUCGAAGCUCAAGAACAAGCGCUCGCAUGUGCAGUGUACUAUAUGCAAAUGGUAUGAAGAAUUUCCGGGAAGCACGAGCAUAGGGCGCUGGGGACCCUACGAAAAGACACGAGCGGAAUGGGACGGGCUCCCCGCGACGAACGGAUACUUUACCUUCUAUAGCACCUCCAUGGCUCACCCUAUCUCGCCCGCCGUGGAGCACUACCAUGACUUGGCAUUUUUUGCCGGAAGGCACACGACCAACGAUGCCCAGGCACGGUUCCAGACGGCUAUCUUCCAAGUUUAUUGAACAAGAACAUUAAAAUACCGAAUCAGUUGAGGCGUAGCUCUUGUGACUGGAAUAGGAUGGGCUUGCUAGACGAUGGGUUCCAAAGGUUGUCGAGGCGAAACAUAGGUGUGACAGACUGGCGGAUCGCAGGUACACACGGUGGAAGCUAUUGGAAUGUGCUCAUUUAGCACAGGUCCAACAACGACAAUAAAAUACUCGCAUUUAUGGAGUUGGUUACCCGAGGCCCUAAUUUACGUUGCCGAGAGUCCGUUCCUUUUCGUUUGGGGUGAGGUAGAUUGUUAUUCCUGAUCCGAUCUAUCGGGCAGACAUUGACGUCAAACUCCAACCUCGGUGUGCUCAAGUCGCUCGCUUGUACUAUGAUAUGUGCGCUCAUUUGCGGUACCGUAUUCGUUCAGUGCUAGACGCG